GGUGACGUCACUGCGUCUCUCUAUAAUGGGUUUGCAGCUGUCAGAGCAACAAUAACAAGAGAAGAGCAGUGGAACGGAAACGCAAACGAAUUAUUUUGAAAGGCUCAAACACCCGUGUCAGCUGCGAAUUUCAUUAAUACUGUCACCAAGGCUCUCGACAAAUUAACUCUGGCCUCCGCUUCUUCCUCCUCCGAUUCAGAAACCGGCGGAGCGUCGCCGCCACCGCAGAAGAAACACACAUUCAGUCGCAGAAAGAACAGGGGAGCUCGCGGCUGCAACUGGGUCAGCGGGCCUGACAGUUUCUGUGGGUCUUUUCACUUUUCCAACUUUACCCUUUACACCUGCCAUCCGCUCAAAUCUGCAUAGUGUCGUCCAUAUCAACACUCAUAACAUGCAGGCUAACGGGGCAGGACAGGCUCCAGCGUCAGAACUGUCCUGCUUGAAUAACGGUGCGCAAAACGGAGACACGUCCCCCGGUGGUGGAGCUCACUCCAACGGACUAUCAACCGUAAACAACGGAACCUCGGUCAGUAACAACAACGGAGUCCCGGCCCAAGUGGGCUCGAACUCCGUGGCUUCGGAUGCAAACUCGACCGUAAAGAAAAAUAAACGUCUUUCUCAGUCAGAGGAAGACGUCAUCAGACUUAUAGGACAACAUCUACACGAUCUAGGACUCAACCAGGCAGUGGACCUGUUAAUGCAGGAGUCAGGGUGCCGGCUGGAACAUCCAUCUGCCUCCAAGUUCCGGAACCAUGUGAUGGAAGGGGAGUGGGACAAGGCAGAGAGUGACUUGAAUGAACUGAAGACAUUGAUGCAUUCUCCCAGCGCAAUUGUGCGUAUGAAGUUCCUGCUGCUGCAGCAGAAGUACCUGGAGUACCUGGAGGACGGGAAGGUGCUGGAGGCACUGCAGGUGCUCAGGGCAGAGCUCACCCCCCUGAAGUACAACACAGACCGCAUCCACGUCCUCAGCGGGUACCUGAUGUGCAGUCAGUCGGAGGACCUGAGAGCCAAGGCAGAGUGGGAGGGCACGGGCCCCACCUCACGCAGCAAGUUGCUGGACAAACUGCAGACGUACCUGCCCCCCUCGGUCAUGCUGCCCCCCCGCAGACUGCAGACCCUGCUGCUGCAGGCGGUGGAGAUGCAGAGAGAGCGCUGUCUCUACCACAACACUAAGCUGGACAGCAGCAUGGACUCUGUCUCCCUGCUGCUGGACCACACAUGCUCACGGAAACGGUUCCCCUGCUACACCCAGCAGGUCCUGACGGAGCACUGUAACGAGGUCUGGUUCUGUAAGUUCUCCAACGAUGGAACCAAGCUGGCCAGUGGCUCCAAGGACACCACUGUCAUAGUGUGGCAGGUUGAUAGUGAGAGUCACCAGGUUAAGCUGAUGAGGACGCUGGAGGGGCAUGCGUACGGGGUGUCCUACCUGGCCUGGAGCCCCGACGACGUCUACCUGAUCGCCUGCGGCCCAGACGACUGCUCUGAGCUCUGGCUGUGGAACGUCCAGACAGGAGAGCUGAGGACCAAGAUCAGCCAGUCCCACGAGGACAGCCUGACCAGCGUGGCCUGGAACCCAGACGGCAAGCGCUUCGUCACUGGGGGCCAGAGAGGGCAGUUCUACCAGUGUGACCUGGAUGGUCACCUGCUGGACUCGUGGGAGGGGGUGCGUGUGCAGUGUCUGAGUUGCCUGGGUGACACCAGGACGGUGCUGGCCUCUGACACCCACCAGCGCAUCCGAGGGUACAACUUUGAGGACCUGACGGACAGGAACAUAGUCCAGGAGGACCAUCCUAUCAUGUCCUUCACCGUCUCCAAGAGCGGGAGGUUAGCUCUGCUCAACGUGGCCACACAGGGGGUGCACCUGUGGGACCUGCAGGACCGUGUGCUGGUGAGGAAGUACCAGGGUGUGACCCAGGGCUUCUACACCAUCCACUCCUGCUUCGGGGGCCACAACGAGGACUUCAUCGCCAGCGGGAGUGAAGACCACAAGGUGUACAUCUGGCACCGCCGCAGUGAGCUGCCCAUCGCUGAGCUGACGGGACACACGCGCACGGUGAACUGUGUAAGCUGGAACCCGGUGCUGCCUGGCCUGCUGGCCAGCGCCUCUGACGACAGCACUGUACGCAUCUGGGGCCCUGCCCCCUCCCUGGAGGGCCAGGACGCCGAGGGAGCCAAUGAAGGUUCCAGCAUGGACAGUUGAUGGUGACCCCAAGAGACCCACUUGGGGUCCCCCGAUGUUUCCUUGGUUAUAAGAGAACCCUGCUACUGACUCUUAACGAGCCAGGAGAGCCAUGUUACACUCUUUAACAAGCCAGGAGAACCAGGAGUUUUAACAGCUGCAGUCUGGAGGGUAUGGCAGUGAGGCUGAAUGUCUGAGCACAGUGAUGAUGUCAAAGAGACGUCAGGCUGGUCACUCAAAUGAACCUUUCUGGCAGGCAGGCAGGGAGGCAGGCAGGGACCCGUGACCUCCUACAGGACAGCAGGCUGCCUCUGAGAGCUCCUGCCAGGCGUCUGCCUCACCUGCCAGGCGUCUGCCUCACCUGCCAGGCGUCUGUCUCACCUGCCAGGCGUCUGCAUCACCUGCCAGGCGUCUGUCUCACCUGCCAGGCGUCUGCCUCACCUGCCAGGCGUCUGCCUCAACUGCCA
Osmerus eperlanus (European smelt) is the source of this 2646-nucleotide messenger RNA. RefSeq names its product WD repeat domain 26a (gene wdr26a). Gene Ontology annotation, molecular function: protein binding. The transcript is spliced from 14 exons. Lineage: Eukaryota; Metazoa; Chordata; Actinopteri; Osmeriformes; Osmeridae. Gene Ontology annotation, biological process: proteasome-mediated ubiquitin-dependent protein catabolic process. Gene Ontology annotation, cellular component: GID complex. The record is from RefSeq and is a predicted model, not a curated record. The coding region runs from base 392 to 2200 and encodes 602 amino acids.